Molecule: messenger RNA, 2934 nt
Organism: Adineta ricciae
Lineage: Eukaryota; Metazoa; Rotifera; Eurotatoria; Adinetida; Adinetidae
Source: the annotation of a GenBank genome assembly
AUGAACAAUGAAACAAAACGUGAUCUUAAUCAAUUAGAUUCAUCAUUUAUGUAUACAAAACUUCUCAAAGAAAUUAUUCUCAAUAUGAAUUUUGAUGACAAAGCAAAAAGAGAUUUUAUUCAAUAUUUAUUCAAUGAAUAUGAAAAUAAUCAAUCAAUGUUACAUCUUAUCAAUGAAUUUAAUAAAAAUUAUAAGAAUCAUUCAUCACUUUGGUGGUAUACCAAAGAAUCUUUUAUUUAUGAAAUACUUAAUAAAGCAUUUCGAACACAAAAUAUUGAUCUUCUUAUCAAAAUGGCAUUUUUUAUUCAAGAUCUUCUUGAAGAAAUCAAACAUUCACACAUUGAUCCAUUCGAUGAACAAUGUCCACGAAUUGUUUAUCGAGGACAAGCUAUUUCAAAUGAAGAUUUUCAACAAAUUCGAAAUAAUAUUGGUUGUCUUUUAUCUUUUAAUAAUUUUUUAUCAACAAGUAAAGAUUAUGAUGUCGCUUUUCUCUAUGCUGAAAGUAUUAAACAAAAUUCAUCUGUAAUAUCUGUUCUUUUUCGAAUUCAAAUUGAUUUUGUAGAAUCAUCAACAUAUUUCACUUCGUUGAAUCAAAUCACACAACAUCAUGAUGAAAAUGAAAUACUUUUCUCAAUGCAUUCUGUGUUUAGAAUUGAAAACGUGAAGAAAAUCGAUGAUCAAUUAUGGGAAAUUCAAUUGAAAUUAACAAGUGAUGAUGAUGAACAAUUGAAUCGACUUACUGAUUAUUUUAGAAAAGAAUUUGGAAAAACAUCAGGAUGGAAACGAUUGGGUUUAUUAAUGUUAAAAACAGGACAUUUUCGUCAAGCAGAAGAAAUUUUCAACAAAUUACUUCUUUUAGCUCAACCAAAUAAUUUCAAAGAAAUCGCACAUCUUUAUCAAUUGUUGGCAUUUGUCUAUGUACAACAGGCGAAUUUUACAGCAGCGUUUUCAUCUCUUGUCAAAGCUUUGCAAAUUCGAUUAAAAUAUUUUCCAUCUGAUCAUUUGAUGAUAAUUACUGAAUAUAAUAACAUUGCAGAAACUUUCAGACAAAUUGGAGAUUAUUCGAAUGCACUUUUACUUUAUCAAUACAUCUUACAGACUUAUCAAAAUGAAAACUCGUGGAAUUCUGAUGCUUUGAUUGGUAUUUGUAAUAACAUGGGUCUCAUUUAUAGUUUAUUGAAUGAUCAUUCAAAAGCACUUUCAUUUUAUGAAAUAACUUUAACAAUUACAAAAGAACUUUUACCAUUAAAUCAUCCAGCCACAUCAAUAGUACAUAGUAAUGUCUCUGAUAUAUACACACACAUUGGAGAUUAUUCCAAAGCACUCUUACAUUUACAACAAUGUCUUCAUAUUCGACAGAAAACGCUUCCAAAUGAUCAUCCGUCGAUGGCUAUUGUAUAUGAUAAAAUUAGUAUUUUAUACAAAUUAUUAGGUCAUUAUCCGAAUGCACUUCAUUUCUCACAAAAAGCAAUGGAAAUUCAGAUUAAAUCUCUUCCACACGAUCAUCCAGAUUUAGCUGUUAUUUAUGCAAAUAUUGGUGAAAUAUAUGAAUUAUCAAAGAAUUAUACGGAAGCACUUCUCUUUUAUCAAAAAUCACUCCAUAUUGAUGAAAAGAUAAUUCCUCGACAUAUUGCUCGUUUGAGUGGUGUUUACAAUCGUAUCGGAUGUUUAUAUAACUUGAAUAGAGAUUAUUUAACUGCUCUUUCAUUCUACAAUCAAGCUCUCGAAAUGCUUCAAAAAUCUUCAUGUGAUGGUUUUGCCUCUCAAAUAGCUUCAACAUAUUACAAUAUCGCUCAAAUAUACAAAAGUAUGAAUGAUUAUUCUACUGCAUUAUCCUUCUGUCACAAGGCGAUUGAUACCGUAGAAAAAGCAACUCAUAUUAACUACCAGCAAUUAGCUAUUAUGUAUGGUUGUAAUGGUUUCUUAUAUCAGUCUGCUGGAGAUCAUUCUGCCGCUGAGACGUGUUUUCAGAAAGCACUUGAAAUUUGCGAACGUUUUUUCUCUUCUCAUUCUAUACUUUUAGGUGGUAUAUAUUACGGAUUUAGUUUAGUAUAUGCAUCGAUGGGUUCAUAUACAACUGCCCUUUCCUAUAAUCAAAAAGGACUUGAAUUCUUUCAACAAUCAUUACUUGAUUCACCAAUUUUACCUCUCAUGUAUAAUCAGAAUGGAGAAUUAUAUGGUAUUCUUGGUGAUGAAUCAAAUGCACUUUCAUCGUACAAGAUAGCGUUAGAAAUUCAACAAAAGUCGAAUCCUAAUGAUGUUGAAACUAUUUUAAUGUUUUAUACCAAUAUUGUUAAUGUAUUUGCAAAAUUAGGCGACGUUUCAAAUACACAAUUGUUUUAUGAAAAAUUAGAAAGACUUAGAAAUGAAAAUGGUUCUCACCAGGAUAAAUUCUUGCACGAAAAUUACAUUAGCAUGGGUAACUUGUAUUUUCAGCAAAAGAACCAUGAUAUGGCGCUUCACUGUUAUGAAAAAGCACUCGCUUUUGAAAAAGAUGGUGAUUUUCAGUGUCUUUAUACUAUUGUUGGUGCGUACAACGGUAUUGGACUUACACAUUUAUCCAUGGGAAAUUAUGAAACUGCCUUGAUAUUUUUUUAUAAAUGUCUUGAAAUUCAAGGAAAAGAUAUCGAUGAGGGCCAAUUGGAACACGCUUUUCUAUAUUAUAAUAUUGGCAGAGCUUAUGAAGCAAUAGAGGAUUACGAAAAUGCAUUGAAAUUUUUUCACAAAUCAUUGGAAAUCAAACAGAAAUGUCUUCCUGCUAAUCAUCCGUCAUUACUUAAUACUCAUCUGGGUUUAUCCGAGAUAUGUGCAAAAUUGCAUCAAUAUAGAGCUGCUCAAGAACAUCUUCUGCAAGCUGUUGGAAUAGAUAAUCAAGUUGAUGAAUCAAAUACUUCUGCUGUAGACAAAAACAAUGAUUUGAUAGAAAAAUUAUAA